UCUGAAGUGCAGGACACAAGCCUUCUCUCUGCCCUGAUGGCGCUGAGCUGGGUUGCCACCAUCAUUCUGGCGCUCAUCCUGUCUUGCCUGCUAACCCUAACCAUGCAGAAAUGUAGAAACAAGGGAGCCAAGCUGCCCCCAGGCCCCCUGCCUCUGCCCUUCCUGGGGAACUUGCUGCAACUCCGGAAUGGAUACAACAUUCCAUCUUUCAAUAAGCUCAGGGAGAAAUAUGGCCCAGUCUUCACAAUGUACAUGGGUCCCCAGUUGGUGGUGGUUUUGCAUGGACAUGACGCAGUGAAGGAGGCCCUGGUGGACCAAGCAGAUGACUUCAGCGAUCGUGGAGAAAUAUUUUUACUGGAUCAAUGCUUCCAAGGGUAUGGUGUAGGUUUUGCUAGUGGAGAAGGGUGGAAAAUUCUCCGACGCUUCACCCUGGCUGUUCUCAAGGAGUGUGGAAUGGGGAAAUGAACCAAUGAGGAGAAGAUCCAGGAGGAGGCUGGCUUCCUUACAGAGCAAUUUCACAAGACCAAGGGUGUGCCCAUCAACCCCAUUUUCUUCCUGAGCCGGACUGUCUCCAAUGUCAUCAGCUCCAUGGUCUUUGGAAGCCGCUUCGACUAUGAGGACAGGGAUCUCCUGAAGCUGCUGCAGAUGAUGCACGAGAUGACCACUGAGCUGAACAUGCCUUGGGCUCAGCUGUAUAACAUAUACCAUGGAGUCAUGCGAUAUUUGCCAGGAAAACACAGAUGCCUCUACUACCUGUUGGAGGACCUCAAGGAAUUUAUCGUAUCCAGGGUCAAGGCCAAUGAAGCCUCCCUGGACCCACACAACCCUCAGAGCUUCAUCGACUGCUUUCUCAUAAAGAUGCACCAGGAUAAAGAUAAUCCCUACAUGGAAUUCCACUUCAAGAACUUGGUCACCACAGCUCUCGGCCUCUUCAUAGCUGGCAUCGAACCUGUAGGCUCAAUACUGCACUGUGGCUUGCUGCUGCUGCUCAAGUAUCCGGAGGUGCAGGCCAAGAUCCAGGAAGAGAUUGAUCAGGUGAUUGGAACACACUGCAUUCCAAGUGUGGAUGACCGGUUCCAGAUGCCCUACACAGAAGCUGUAAUCCAUGAGAUACUGAGAACCAAAGGAACAGCCUUCAGCCUCCCCCGCUGUGUCACCCAGGACACUCAGUUCCGAGGCUACCUGCUGCCCAAGAGCACCAAUGUGUUGCCUCUGCUUGGCUCAGUCCUCAGGGAUCCUAAAUACUUCCGAUACCCAGAUGCCUUCUAUCCCCAACACUUCCUGGAUGAGCAAGGCCACUUCAAGAGGAAUGAAGCUUUUGUGGUUUUCUCCUCUGGGAAGCGCAUCUGCCCCGGGGCCUCCAUGACCCACGUGGAGCUCUUUCUCUACUUCACCUCCAUCCUGCAGAGCUUGUCCCUGCGCUCCCUGAUGCCACUCAAGGACACUGAUACCCAGCCUUUCUCCUCAGGCAUGACCAAUAUUGUCCCCACCUAUGAGCUCUGCUUUGUGGAACGCAGAGCGCCCCCUAGUGGGUGAGAAGGAAACGAC
This is a messenger RNA of Erinaceus europaeus (western European hedgehog), 1548 nucleotides long. RefSeq names its product cytochrome P450 2G1-like. Gene Ontology annotation, molecular function: iron ion binding; heme binding; oxidoreductase activity, acting on paired donors, with incorporation or reduction of molecular oxygen, reduced flavin or flavoprotein as one donor, and incorporation of one atom of oxygen. The record is from RefSeq and is a predicted model, not a curated record. NCBI's taxonomy places the organism in Eukaryota, Metazoa, Chordata, Mammalia, Eulipotyphla, Erinaceidae. The transcript has 9 exons. Gene Ontology annotation, biological process: xenobiotic metabolic process. Gene Ontology annotation, cellular component: cytoplasm; intracellular membrane-bounded organelle.